GCUGGAGUCAACAGACUAUCGAAUUGUUGUAGUACUUUGACUAUCCACAAGGUAACAGUAUUUCUCCACUUCUGUAAGUGCAUCUGGAUCUUAAAUCAGCUGGCCAAGUAGCCCUAUACUCUACCGGUCUUCACUGUGAAAUAUCCUGAACGAAAGCAUUUUAUCUCCUUGUAAGAUAUUCAGGGGGCAAGGUUAAUGAGAUCGUCUGUCUCUAAGUGUAAAACCAUAGGAAAAUGCCGUUUACAGAAUUGUAUGAUUAUGUGGACACAUUAUUCUGUGUAUAAUCACAUUUGUAAGGUAUGCUACAGUCUAUAACACUGUGAUAGAUUACAACACUUUCGUUAUAUAUAGCUCUAUCUUAUGGAGGUGAUUUUGUUUUCAGACUUUUAAAGGCUGACAUAUGACAUAAUACAAUUACCAUGCCAGAUGUAGCUAAAUGACUAAAUGUAAAUGUAGGCUAUAUAAAGGUAAAUUUAUGAUAUAAUUCUGAGAAUUUAAAUAGUUAUUUUACUUAACGUAGACAUGGCUAAAAUUAGCGCUAUAAAACAUGAAAAACAUGUUUUUCGCACUCUUAAAUUUUCCAUGUUUAACUUUACGUUUUAACUCAUAGUUUUGGGGGCAGAACCUGUUUACCUUGGUAUCAAGUUUUCAUUGGUGGUUGCAGGUUGUCACUCAGCCAAAGUGGGUGUUACUAUAGACUUCAUCGUUUUGGAGAGACUCAUAACCGUUAUUGACAGAAAGCAAGACUCCGGCAUGACAGUCAUGGUACAGACCUAACACAACAAAAGUAUUUCGGUUUAAGUGCGGGCGGACAUUAAAAGUGUGGAGCCGAGUUAUCUAGUUACCUCUUCGUUUGUCAGUGCUACCAACCAGACUCUCAGGCAGUUCAAGAAGUGCGGUGGAUCUGUCCUUUUUUUUUUCUUUUCUUUUUUUACUUCAGCUGCAUGGACGAUUUUUUAAGUGUAUGUAUGCAGCAUUUAGUCAGCUGUAGUUAGCUUUUAGAUAUGGCAGAAAUACCGCCGCACCCGAUGGUUGACAUCGACCCGGAUUUCGAGCCACUUUCCCGGCCCCGAUCGUGCACCUGGCCUCUGCCUCGGCCGGAGGUCUUCGAACCAGCCUCUUCGAACACAUCCUCGCCGGCGCCAUCUGUCAAACAAGAGCCGGGGGGAAAUGUCGAGUUCAUCAGUAACCUCAGUUUGUUGGAGGAGACCGACGACUACCCGGAGGAGAAACCACUCAUACUGUGCAAUGAUUUCCAGUGCCAGGAGAACUGCGUACACGGGCAAACACAGCAACAACACCCACAGCAGUUGCAACACCCAAGUCCCCAACUGCCUCACCAGCAACAGGUGCCCCCGCUGUCGUCUCCCGUCGGGGCAAAUUCGGUGGCUGGUGCUCAGAGGAAAAGCAGCUCGUCCCGGCGGAACGCCUGGGGGAAUAUGUCCUAUGCCGACCUCAUCACCAAGGCGAUUGAAAGUUCACCGGAGAAGCGUCUCACAUUGUCUCAGAUCUAUGAUUGGAUGGUGAAGAGUGUGCCUUAUUUCAAAGAUAAAGGAGACAGUAACAGCUCCGCAGGUUGGAAGAACUCCAUCAGACACAACCUGUCGCUGCACAGCAGGUUUGUGCGUGUGCAGAACGAGGGCACUGGGAAAAGCUCCUGGUGGAUGCUGAACCCCGAGGGGGGCAAGAGCGGGAAGUCCCCCAGGCGUCGAGCCGCCUCCAUGGACAACAACAGCAAGUUCACCAAGAGCAGAGGACGCGCUGCCAAGAAGAAGAUGUCCCUCCAGGGGGGUGCGGAGGGGGGGGCAGACAGCCCUGGCUCCCAGUACACCAAGUGGCUCGGCAGUCCCAACUCCCACAGCAACGACGACUUUGAGACUUGGACCACUUUCCGCACGCGCGCCAGCUCCGACGCAAGCACGCUCAGCGGCCGCCGCUCGCCCUUCCUGUCCGAGCAGGACGACCUGGUGGAGGCCGACCUCCACAUGGUCUAUCCCGGGGGGGCGGGGCCUAAGAUGACCGCCACCCUGCCCAGCCUAUCAGAGGUGGCAGGCUCCAUGGGCCACCACCGAUCGGAGAACGUCGUCAUGGAGAGUCUCCUUGACAACCUCAACCUGCUCUCCCCUAAGAACCCCCAGCUGGGGGUGGGGGGGGCUGGCUCCGACUCCUCCCAGUCCUCGCCCUCCUCCAUGCUGCAGAACAGCCCCUACAGCCCCCCCAGCCUGCCCCCCCAGGCCCAGCAGGAAUACAGGAAGUGUCUGUACUCGCAGUCAGGGAUCAGCAGCAUGUCCCCCCUCCCCAUGCAGACCCUGGAGGGCAAGCCUGGCUUCAGCUCCUUCCUUAGCCCCUACAACUGCCCCGCCGGCCUGCUGAAGGAACUGCUCACCUCGGACCCAGACCCCCGCAACGAGCUGCUGCCCCCCAUGGAGAGUCUGGUCCCUCAGCCGCCCAGGGGGGGGCACCUGCUGCCAGCCUUCAACAGCCAGGUGCAGGGCCACCGUGGCCAGAGAGGGGGCAAGAUGAUGAACCCCCACGCCCACCCCCUGCCUCACCAGCACCAACACCAGCACCCCCACGCCCGGCCGAUGCACGGCCAGGGUCCCCCCUCCUCCUCUGGGGGCAUGAACGGCUCCAUCCCCCUGACCAGCCUGAACCACGCCGGAGGACCCGCCUGUCUGGCCGGCCUGAGGACUCACACACACCUGCAGCUGCCUCACCUAGCGCACCCUGGUGGGCCUCCGCCCUCCUACGCCAUGCACAACGGCUACAGCCGUAGCAUGCCACCGCACGCCCACAUGCACCACCAGGAACGACUGCCCAGCGACCUGGACGACAUGUCCAUCGAACGCUUCGAGUGCGACAUGGAGUCGGUCCUGCACGACACCCUGAUGGACGGAGACGCGCUGGACUUCAACUUUGACCCCAUGGUCGGUUCUCAGGGCUUCCCUCCCGGGGUGAAGACCACCACGCACAGCUGGGUGUCGGGCUAGGACAUGCAACGGUCUCUCCCACGGUCUCUCCCACAGGUUCACAUCAGCACCACCAGCCUUGGAAAACGUGUGUCCAAAGAAGGUAUCUCCCCUUUCAGAGAACUGGAACAUCUCUUCACAAAUUCUCAAAGUCUCUAUCCUUGGCCUUUAGCCUUCUCUGAGCAGCCUAGCGGCUAGCCCAGCCUAGAUCACCCUCUUUGCCUUCACGGUCUGCCUGGACCCCACAUACACCCAGACUGGUGCUCAGGUUAACGUGUCCACUAGCCGAGUUGUGUGACUGGUCCAUGUUUGACUCGUUAGCCUAGCAACGAGGACAGUUUCCCAUGCUGUCAGACAGCUGUUUGUUUUACAACAGGACAGGAAGGAACUGGAAAUGAAUUGACAAAAUAUCAAACAAUGUUUUAAUGAUACAUAUAUAUAUUUGACCUGCUCCUUAGAUUUCUAGAAGGCUCUGCCAUAUUGUUGUUGUGAGUGUUUGUUUUUCUGUUUGUCGGGGUGUCGUGGAUAAAAUGACACAACACGACAAGGGCAUGAAACACCACAACUACAGACUGGAACAUACUUUGUUUCUAUUACAUUCAACUUGGGUCAUCCCCAAAUUCAGGGUGCUUUUUAACAAGGCUGUCAAGAAGUGUUUUGCAUAUUGAUGUAAAUACAAUAAUUCAAACAUAUAUAUACAUAUACAUAUAUAUAUAUAUGAUGUAUACUAUGUGUAUAUUUGUGAUUUGUGAUAUAUUCUUUACAUGAUAUAUUUCCUUGAAAACAGAAACUUUCAAGUUUCUCACUGUGCAUUCAAUGCUCCCUGCCUUUCAAACAGCCAAUAUACUGUAUGGACCUGAAAACCUGUCAAGCGAAGGACUAGCGUCAAGAAAAAUAUUAACUAGAAAAAAAUAAUCUAUUUUGGUGGUAAAUUGAUGCAACUCCUUGGGCUGUUUUGCCGCCCAGUAAUUCAGCCCAUGUUGCUCCCUCUUAACCACACUUACGCCUCAUUCGGACUAUUGUUCUGUCAUCACAUGUGUAUUUCUGACUUCAACAUCUCCCUUUACCUACCUACUCAUCUCCCUGUUCCCCCGCCUCUGCACUGCCUCCCUCAUAUACUCAUCUCGCUUUUAUAAUUCAUCUCCAUUUUCUCCCCUUUUCUCUCUCUGUCUCUCUGUCUCCCUCUUUUGAUAGUUUUGUCUUUCACUAUCUUUCUCUUACUCCCUGCCUUGGUCCCCCUCUCUUUAUUUUGUCUCUCUCUCUUGCUCGCUCUUUCUCUCUUUUUCUUCCCUCCAUUCUCUCUCCCCCACCUCUCC
Messenger RNA from Hypomesus transpacificus, 4285 nucleotides. RefSeq names its product forkhead box protein O1-A-like. The coding region runs from base 1005 to 2990 and encodes 661 amino acids. Gene Ontology annotation, molecular function: DNA-binding transcription factor activity, RNA polymerase II-specific; RNA polymerase II cis-regulatory region sequence-specific DNA binding. NCBI's taxonomy places the organism in Eukaryota, Metazoa, Chordata, Actinopteri, Osmeriformes, Osmeridae. Gene Ontology annotation, biological process: regulation of transcription by RNA polymerase II. The record is from RefSeq and is a predicted model, not a curated record. The transcript is spliced from 4 exons. Gene Ontology annotation, cellular component: nucleus.